This is a messenger RNA of Dovyalis caffra, 771 nucleotides long. The record is from the annotation of a GenBank genome assembly. NCBI's taxonomy places the organism in Eukaryota, Viridiplantae, Streptophyta, Magnoliopsida, Malpighiales, Salicaceae.
AUGGUGGGACCGAGUAGACCGCAAUUCGUUCUCUUUGGAUCGUCCAUUGUCCAACUCUGCUUCAGUCAUGGCGGUUGGGGUUCCAUUCUCUCCGAUAUCUACUCUCGCAAAGCAGACAUAUUGUUGCGAGGGUACUACGGAUGGAACUCGCGGCGUGCUAUCCAGGUUCUCGAUCAAGUUUUUCCAAAGGAUGCUCCUGUACAACCAUCUUUGGUGAUAGUCUAUUUUGGUGGUAAUGAUUCAAUGGGGCCUCACUCCUCUGGCUUAGGCCCUCAUGUACCACUUAAUGAAUACAUCGAGAACAUGAGAAAGAUUGCAAUUCAUCUCAAGAGCCUUUCAGAUACAACCCGUAUCAUUUUUAUGAGUUGUCCUCCUGUUGAUGAGGCCAGAGUUAAUUCGGGCACCAGUGGAAUUUUCAGUGAACUAGUGCGAACAAACGAGUUGUGCCAAAAAUAUUCCAAUGGUUGUGUAAAGCUAUGCCAGGAAUUGGGAGUGAAGGUUGUUGAUCUUUUCUCUGCCUUUCAAAAAAGAGAUGGUUGGGCCAAAGCUUGCUUUACAGAUGGCAUUCAUUUAUCUGCUGAAGGGAGCAAAAUAGUUGUGGAGGAGAUUCUGAAGGUGCUGAAGGAAGCUGAGUGGGCUCCAUCUCUUCAUUGGAAGUCCAUGCCCACUGAAUUUUCAGAGGAUUCACCUUAUGAUCUUGUUGCUGCUGAUGGGAAACGAACUCUAAAUCCCUCUGAGUGGACAUUUCACAGGGAGGUUCAGUGGGACUAG